CGUUGGCAUUAGCAACAACACGCCAGUUCAAGCGCGUUGGGUAGAAAUGACUGUGCUUGUACGUGUGUGCGAGCGCCCGUGUCCGUGUAUGUGUGUAUCAUGCGGUCUAAUGUGUGCAAAACGCGAUGCACAGAAGUGUGGACCACACUAGUGCACACCGUUAGUGGUCAUUAGGAAUUGCAAUCCCUCUUUCCCUUGUGUGUGUGACUGGCCCUUUGGUCGUGCAAGAUACGAGGAUUUGUCACGGCCACAAGGAUCGUUAUUGUGCUAAGUGGUUUGGAGACAGUGGAGUGAAAGUGAAGACGUUGUGUGUGUGUUUGUGAGUGUGUCUCUUGUGCGCUGGGUUUUGCUGGUUCCUAUAUGCCCAAAAGUGUUCAGUGUCAAGUCUGACCAAAAGCGGAGGGGGACGAAUUUAAUGAGCCUCCCAUUCCCGUGCGUGUGUUUUGUGUAAUCCCGCCGUGUUGUCGGCAGUGUUGUGUUUAUUUUUUAGCUCGAAAGUUCGGUGCAACGGUGACUGCUGACUUGCUAAUUACUUCCACGCCGAAGUGUAAUUCGGGAUUGGGCGCGAUUGGGAAAACUUGAUCUCUGUUUUCCCUUUUCCCAUCAACCCGAGCAAGUGAAUUCACACCAAAGUGCAAGUGCUCUGGCGCUCUCUUUCUCUCUCUCUGUUGUGUGCGCGUGUGUUUGUAUGUGUGUUGUGCUGGCAGGAUUAGUGUGAGGCAGCAGUAACUUCUUCCCCCCGUCCAGUGCCGCCUAAACAUCGGGCCACACACGCACGCACACACCGUCACCUACCCCCAUUGACAGCGGUAGCGGAGGAGCGACAGCAGAGGAGGAAAUAAGGGCCAUUCGUUGUCUAAAAAAAAUAUCUAAACACGACGAACGGGUCAUUAUCCUUCCACUUGCAAGCGAGCAGGAAGAAGAAACCGUGCACACUUGUCUCUCGUACCCCGCCAGGCUGCUCAUUCCAACCAUCCCCCUUAACUCAUCGUUGUUAAAGUGGAAAGUGAAGUGAUCAUAUAGGGCAGCACCACCAUACACCCAAUUCCCCCACGGCUCCCAGAACGCCCUUCCAGAGUCAGCGGAAGCACCACCCCGCGGAUACCGGGAGACGAGUGUGAGAGAUAAGGAGGUAGAACACGCAGAAGAAAGGAGUGCAGACACGACAACAGGACGACAAACAGAGAGAGAGAGGAGAAAACUAGGCCAUUCAUCAUGUUUACGGGUACGCUGCGGUUGAAAGUCUGCGAGGCGAUCGGGCUGCGGCCGACGGACUUUCAGACACGGCACACGAUGACAUUUGGCCGGCUCGGUGAUCAGCUCAUCGAUCCGUACGUGUCGAUAGAUGUCGACGAGAAGUUCAUAGAUCGGUCCACCACAAAGCCACGUACCUUCGAUCCGGUGUGGAACGAGAGCUUCAUACACGAGGUGGAGAACGCGAACGUGCUCGGGAUGACAAUCUUCCACGAAGGGCCGAUCACGGACGUGUUCGUGGCCAACACGACAAUAGCGUUCGAUGAUCUGGUCACCCGCAACGAGUCGGAGCAGCAGGAUUUUUGGGUCGAUCUCGAACCGCAGGGCCGGCUGCACGUGAAGAUCGAUCUCCGAUGGACGCAGGACGCCAACAAUGUAGCCUCGCAGAACUCGUGCCGCCGGGCAGUCGUCAAGGAUCAGCCAUUUUUAAAUCGCCGCCGCGGUGCAAUGAGAAGGCGUGUUCAUCAGGUUAAUGGUCACAAGUUUAUGGCCACAUUCCUGCGCCAACCGACAUUCUGUUCCCACUGUCGCGAAUUCAUAUGGGGAUUAGGCAAACAGGGCUAUCAGUGUCAAGUGUGCACGUGCGUCGUCCACAAGCGGUGCCAUAGUUCGGUCGUAACCAAAUGUCCAAAGAAAAAGGAUGAGCAAACCAAACCGACACCAACGGAGGCAGCCCAGCGGUUCAAUGUAAAUAUGCCACAUAGGUUUUCAGUGCACUCGUUCAAGCGGCUGACGUUCUGUGAUCACUGCGGGUCGCUGCUGUACGGCAUCAUCAGGCAGGGGCUGAAGUGCGAGGUGUGCAGCAUGAACAUCCACCGGCGCUGCGAGGGCAACGUGGCGAACAACUGCGGCAUCAACACCAAGCAGCUGGCGGAGCUGCUGAACGAGAUGGGUAUCACCAUGGAUAAAACACCACCCCGUAGAUCUAAGUACUCUAACCAAACGACUAGUGAUAACCUAUCGAUGUCGGAGCGCUCGGACGACACGAGCUCGCUGGACACGCUCUCGACCAAGAGUGGUGCGGAGGGCGAGCUGGGUGCCCACGGCGGUGGCGGCGGAGGCGGUGGCCGGGGCGGAGCCGGCCACUCCUCCAAGGUGGGCGGGCCGACCAUGGGCAUGCUGGUGAACCUCGGCACCGACGACGACGGCAAUGCGCGGCCGAUGCCGGGCAAGGUGUUCCUGAACGACUUCAACUUCAUCAAGGUGCUGGGCAAGGGCUCGUUCGGCAAGGUGAUGCUGGCGGAGAAGAAGGGCACGGACGAGGUGUACGCGAUCAAGGUGCUGAAGAAGGACGUGAUCCUGCAGGACGACGACGUGGACUGCACGAUGACGGAGAAACGCAUACUGGCGCUGGCCGCCAAGCAUCCGUUCCUGACCGCGCUGCACUCGUGCUUCCAGACGCCCGACCGGCUGUUCUUCGUGAUGGAGUACGUGAACGGGGGCGAUCUGAUGUUCCAGAUCCAGCGGGCCCGCAAGUUCGACGAGCCGCGGGCCGCCUUCUACGCGGCGGAGGUCACGCUCGCGCUGCAGUUUCUGCACCGGAACGGCGUCAUCUAUCGCGAUCUGAAGCUGGACAACAUACUGCUCGACGCGGAGGGCCACUGCAAGCUGGCCGACUUUGGCAUGUGCAAGGAGGGCAUAACCGGGGACAACCUCACGUCGACGUUCUGCGGCACGCCCGACUACAUCGCGCCCGAGAUACUGCAGGAGCUCGAUUACGGCCCGUCGGUCGACUGGUGGGCGCUCGGUGUGCUGAUGUACGAAAUGAUGGCCGGCCAGCCCCCGUUCGAGGCGGACAACGAGGACGACCUGUUCGAGGCGAUCCUGCGCGAUGACGUGCUGUACCCGGUGUGGCUUUCCCGCGAGGCAGUCUCGAUUCUGAAAGGAUUUAUGACCAAAAAUGCGGCCAAGCGGUUAGGCUGCACCGAUGGGGAAAACCAGAUCCGCAGUCAUCCCUUCUUCAAGGAUAUGGACUGGGAGGCGCUGGAGCAGCGCAAAGUUCGACCACCAUUCCGGCCACGAGUGGUACCGAAAGCUUACCCUCCGUUGGAUUCUGUUAGAACAUCAGUAACAGUUUUCGUUUUUUUCUCUCAUCCUUUUUUCACACCCUUACAGCGAAGUGCGCGCGAUGCACUCAACUUCGACACCGAGUUCACCAAGGAGGAUCCCGUGCUGACGCCGGUACCGAACGAUAUCAUCCGGUGCAUCAAUCAGGACGAGUUUGCUGGCUUUUCCUUCACCAAUCCGGAGUUUGGGCCGGAAAGGAAAAUCGUUUGCUAAGGUAGUGGCGGCGCUGGCCCGCUCGUUGGAACGAUCUCUGUCGUAUGUGUUUAUCUUUGGAAAGCGUAUGUGUUGUGUGUGCGCGCGUGCGUGCGUGUACGGAAACGAGAUGGACAGCAGUACUGGAAACUACUACUACUACUACUACUAUUACUACUGUACUACUACUACUACACACAGCAUCGCAGAACGCACCACCAGCUGGCUCGUCGCAUCCCCCCUUGCAUUGGGCCGCAGCAUGAGGUUUUUGACUGACCGCCCCAGCCAGCACACACGCAUUACCCGCACGUCGGUUUGUUUCUGCAGGUCCAUCGAUCCACACCAACGGCAGUGCCUCUCCGUUAGUUGGUUGUUAUCGUGUCGGCAAAAUGGGAGACAAAACGGUUUGCUUUGGAUAUAUGUGGUGAUGUGCACACACACACACACAUAUUCGCACCAUUAGCGCAUCUUCCGUGUAUAGUUAAGAAGAUUUACCUUUUCGUUGUUCACGCGGCAGUUCUGGGUUUUUAAGUGCAAAACAACACUAAAACAUCCACCCCGGGGAAUUUGGAUGGUGAUGGUGCAUCAUCAGGCACAGGGAAAAUACGUCCAAAAUGAAAGGAACAUAGAGAGCAAGAGAGAUAGAUAGAGGAAUGGAGAUGGAGGCAAUGCAAAAGUAGAUUCUUGAAAGAAGCAAAACGCGUGUACCUCGGCAGUGGUUACUAUCAUCCGUCGUGUGGAGUGGAGGAUUUAACGUUUAAGAUUGUUAGCGAACCAAGAAUAUGUAAGUGAUGUGUAAGGGUCGGUGGAGUGUUAGCCAGGACAGGUCAGAUAUGAUAUAUCAUUCUAUACGUGUUUUAAAUUAGUAUUAUUAUUAACAUCUUCCCGUUGUGGUUAGGUUGAUGUGUUAGUGAAUUUACGGUGGUGCAAAUGUGAAAUGUGCAAAAGGGGGGGAGAGACAGCGCACGAAACGCGGCAGCGGGAGGAACGUUCUAAACGGAACCUUUUCGGGGCAUGUGUGUUAUGUGUUGCCACGCGGUCAGACAGCCAUGCUGUGUGUGGAUUCUAAACAGCACAGAGCAUGGUGAAAAUGUUUUACUUCCCUAACCAGCAUUAGCAAGCGUUUCGUUAGCGAUCAAUACCAACAGUUAAGCUUGAUGUUAGUUCUAUCGUUUUGUUUUUUUUUGUUAUUAUUGUACGAUAAUGCUUAUACAAUCUCUGUCUCUGAGUUUUAUGGUACUGCGACUGCAGCCAGUACACCAGUGCCACUACGUAAUGCAAUCUCAUUGGAAUUGGAACACUACGUGUUAUCGUUAGAGCGAUUGGGCGCAUUAUUGGUAGGUGUUUUUUUGUGUUCCAGUCUAGCAGCAAAUGUAACCGUUUGUUUUGUUGUUAUGUUAGCGCGCAACGUGCUUUUGUUUGCACGAGUUGGUUUUUGUUAGCCCCUAAUUUGUUGUUAACGUUAAUGCACUACGUUUUGGGGUUUGAAAAUUUCCGCCUGAGAUUCGCAUUUACUCUAUCCUUACAGCAGGGGUUCACACAAGCCGUGUGUGUGCGUAUUAUGAAGCGAUAUUUAGUUUGCUGUGGGUUGGCGGGUGUGUAUAGACGCACCGCUAUUCAAAUGCUAGUCAUUAUUAGCCCGUGCUACGUAAGCAAAAAUCAUCCCCGCAAGUGCUAUAGACAAAAUCCUUAUUUAAAUUACGUUUAUUCCGUAAGUCGUAACUCUGCUAAGGCAACGUGUUGGUGCGUCAAUCAAUUACUCGUUCUAGAUGGUUUUUAUCGUUACUACUCGUGGUUUUUAUUAGUGUGUAACAUACUGCUACCAAAGAUAACCGGAAGGCGGCUGCCAGCAAGGCAAAACCCAUCGCGUCUCCUUCGCGGUGGUGCCCGAUAAUUGCAACUGUGCUUUAAUUUGUAUCUCGAACGCAAGAGGAAAUUAAUGUUCCCAAAUCAGAACCUAAACAAAAAUGAAAACUCACUCACAUCACAUGUCCAUGCGCUUGCGGCACUGAGUGGGGUUGUGCGUUCAUUCGUUCAAAGCAAAACAAUAAAGAAAGGAGCCAAUCUCUUAGUUAACGUUAUACUCCUUCAUUUUUUCUGUUGAAACCUGCGGGACGGAGGCGCAUGGUGCGUGGAGUGGAGGCGGUGGUGUUAGGGAGUGGGGUUUGUGGGUUCGUGCUGGAAUGACCCUUGCCAUAGGUUAGCUAAUUGUUAGUACACUAGAGAAAGGAUAUACGUGUUAUAACUAUGCAAAUCAGGUUGCAAAGUGUUUGCUGUAAAACGUGCAGUAUUCGGUUUUUCUUCUUCUUUUAAACAAACAAAAAACAUAGCACAACUUAUUUAUAGUAAUCUUAAUGUGUAAUGGAUUGAUGUUGACUAGUGAGAGAAUGUUUAUUGUAGACAAGCGCGUGGGGGGGACAAGCAGUUGACAAACAAAACCAAAGGCUUUGUUGCAUAUAGCUUGGACCGACCCCCACGACCCCGACGGUUUGUGUGUGUGGCUAAGGAGACAGGCUGUUUUUACACAGGCAGGAUGGUGAUGGGAUGGGCGAAGGGAUAGAAAAAGAACAAAAACGGAUUCAUUUGCUUUAUCUCAGCGUUAACCUUUCUUCCAAACAAAACAAACCAUAAAGCAAAAGUAAACAAACUUGUGGCAUAUCUAUUUUGUUUUAAUUAUAAACCCAAAUGAGAACAAGUGUAACAUACAUUAGUAAGGCGUCAUAUACUUCACACACACACACGCGCGCGUGCAAGCAUAAAUAGCGUAUAGGAUGUCCUUUGCGUUUUGUUACAAUUGUGUCAAUCAAAUGUGUAAACAAACAAAUAACCGCAACAAGAACAAAACAAAAAGAAAACCAAACAAAGUAUGUAGGGAUGGGCUGCUUCGCCCGUGGCACACAAUAGGGGGCAAUAUGUUUGUAUUUAGUUGUUACUAUCGGUUAAACGUGUUUCGUCGUUUCGUGGUACGGUUUUAUUGUGAUUGUCGCAUGUGUGUAGUACAGCGGCGUCUGGGUGUUGGGAGUUGUCGGAAAGAGAGAGAGAGAGAGAGAGAGAGAGAGAGAGAGAGAGAGAGAGAGAGAGAGAGCGAGAGAAGGAGCGCGCCCAAGCAUAGGUAAAGCGCAUACAAAACAAUACAAGCACAAUGUAAUCGUACUAGCUCUCACUACAGUUGCAAAUAGAAGAGAAGAAGAAAAAAGAGAAGAAGAAGAACUGCGCGGAGGCUUUGAGCUUUGUUAUACGGGUGAGUGUGUGUGUGUGUGCCGGUGGGCGUUAGACAUCGGGGCAGAAGAGAGAUGUCCGAACAAGUAAUAGAUCUGUAUGUACUAUAGCAUGUUGGGAAGGAAUCGUUUCUGUCUUGCUUUUUACAGACACACACACAUACAUACAUACACGCACACACUUCCACAUAUUUGUUUUUGUUCAGUCCUUUCUUACUGAUGCAAGUGAUAGCGAGGGGAAAAAAGCCGUACUCAUGAACGCCGGGCGGGUACACACGAGUCAUGAGAAUGAAUCACAAACCAAACCCUCAAGCACUUGAGAUAGGCAAACUGGGCAAAUGUUAUAAGUAAAAUAAAAGAUGCAAAAAAAUCCGUCUGAUAAUAUUAAAAAAAAAAACACACACACACAUCUACGAUAGGAGAUUUAUAAAGCAAAAAAAAACAAACACUCACACACACAUAAACUAGGAGCAUUAAUGUAAAGCACCUGAGGACAUCAACAGACAGGGAGGGCUCGAUGGAGCGCGGGAAAACACUAGAUGGAGCGAGCGUGUAGUGUAUGCUUUACUGGACAAAAUAGAACAACAUACACUCAAAGCAAAUAGCAUUGUACGGCAUCAUCCGUACGCAGUUGUGGGGUGCGUGCUUGAGUCGUGUUGAGUAUUUAGUGAAAUAUUGUAGCAUUUUUUGGCAACAAAAACAAAAUAUAGCUCCCCGUGCGACGGAAAUGCCAACGACACUGAACGCCUUCAUUAUGCUCGUUGUGUUUUUUGUUUUUUUUUCUCCUUUUUUUUCUUAAACAGAGUGAAGUGCUGUACAAAAUAAACCUUCGCUUGAACUCAGCCACACGUUUCGUUGUCGAUUCGGUGAUGAUCAGUAUGGACAAUUGUAGAUUUCACAUGUUAGAUUUCUGUAACACUGUGGGUCCUUUUCAUUCAAACAGCUCGAUCCUGAAUGGAACGCGCCCUCUCUCGCUCUCUCUCACUGCAGUGUAACAAAGGAUUGUAGAAUUAAUGUUGGUGUAUGUGUUUUAAAUAAACAAAAAAAAGAAGAAAAAGAAGGAAAACACAGAUAGCCACUGCUGUAGAUGGCAGUGAAGCCAUCGAAGGAAACCAUCAAUACAGAAUUCAAUUGGCAUUGAGAGAACGUGGCAGAUGGAGAGGGGAUCCGUGUAAGUAGGUUACAUAUUAGGUAGAUUACAAACACUCCAAAAUAUUCCGCAACAAUGCCAUAAUUGUCCCGAGACCGUGACCGGUCGCUGUGGCCAAUGCAACCGAGAACAAAACAAGAGAAACACGCACCCACACACACACACACACACACACACACACACACACACACACACACAACAAUUCUAAAAUCGAAUCUUGUUACUGCUGUAAUGAUCGGAAACAGAAAAUGUAAGAAAACCCACAUUAAAUAGAGAAAGAAACAAAAAAAAAACUACAAAACACACCACACCUCAAACAAGGCGUUAAACAUUGUGUAAUUGAGCAUAAACCAAAACAAAACGGGGAAAACAAACACAAUGGGGGAAAUGGAAACAACCAUACAACAAUAAAGAAGCAAAAUAUGGAAAGAACAAAACCAAACAACAAUAGUAUAAAGAACAAAUCUAGCAAAACAGCUGAACUCGAAGCUUGCUAGGCGGUGAAAACCGAACAAGAUAUGAAAACAGAGAUGCAAACAACAAAAAAACAAACAAUUAAAUGGAUCGUAUUGUAAAAUGGAGGGGGGAAACAGUUUGUUUCUAUUGUUUACGAAAGAGUGUAAGCUGUAAGCGUUGUGUGACUGGGAAAAUUGAACAUACACACGCAAGCAUCUAAUGAAAAACCACCAAGCACUGCGAAAAACAUACACACACACACACAAUUAGAUGAGGCAAAAAAUCAUAUAAACACAUAAACAAAAAAACACAUACACCCAAAAGCAGCAGUAGAGACGAUUUGUGUGAGUAUGUGUGUAAACGUAACGCAAAUACAAUGGGGAAUGGGGCGAGCAAAUAUAUUGCAAAAACAGAACAAAAAAAACAUAUAUACAUAGAUAUAUACAUAUACAUAUAGAUAUAUACAAAUAAAUAUAAGAAAAAAGUAAAAGUGAGAAAAUAAAUUAAGAAAUUUGUAAAAGCUGAAGCGAGCGGCAAAAGAGAGAGACACACACAGUCCCCAAUUUAAUACAGUUACACACACACAAAGAAGGAGAGUGCGAGAGAGAGAGAGAAUGAAGACGACAUACAUAGACAAACAAAAUAGGCAAAACCAAAAGAGUAAAGCAAAGUAUUUAGUACACAACCCCUCAACAAAAAAAAGCACAAGAAAACAACAGUGCUACAGCUGGGGCAAAACAUGAUCUAACUCUCCUCCGGAGCGGAGUGUGACGCAGGUUUAGUAGUUUGGGCUUUGGAACAGAAACACACACACACACACAAUGGCGCGAUACUUUAGCGCCUACUGAGAGUUUAUCCGAUCCGUCAGCGCAGCCAUGUUGUAUGCCCUUCUUCCCCCUCCCUGCCAUCGAAAUCGCUGUUUUAGGGUAUUACAAUGUAUGUAUCGGAUGCGUGUGCGCGUGUGUGUGUGUGUGAUAUCCUGUUUGUGUGCUGCAGUGCAUUUACGAUCGAAUUAGCACUUGCGGUUCCUCUCGGUUCAGUGAAGAAGCAUAUCCGUGAGUGGCAGGAGAGAGAGAGAGAGAGAGAGAGAGAGAAAGAAAAAGAGAAAGGGAGAUAAAGAGAGGAAGAGAGAGAGACAGAGAGAGAUAGAGAGAGAACAAUUGAAGCAAAUCAAAAUGUGUCCCACCGUGUACCUAAGCAAAAACCACCAUCCCUCCCCCAAAUCUUAUCCGAUCUGCUCCGACCUUUAGAGAUAUCGUUAGAGAAACCUCCAUUGCAAGAGGUUUGUUGGUGUUGGGGUCCCGUUCGAUCAUUUCUUCCCUAUCCUUCAAAUUCAUUGAUGUGUUUGUGUGUGCGUAUGUUUGUGAUACUUCUAACAAAUUGUGUGUAUGUGUGUGUGUGUGUGUGUGUGUGUGUGUGUGAUGCGGUUGGAAUGUUUACUUUUAAGAAUUACACUUAGGAAGCAUUUUUGAGUGCGUGCAUGUGUGUACGGAAAUGUUUGGAAAUGUGCGUGUCUAUGUAUAUGAUUGGUUGAGCUUAAUCGGAGUGAAAGUGAUAAAUUAAAUAAGUCAGUUGUUGCUUUUGUUCUCUCUCUCUCUCUCUCUCUCUCUCUCUCUCUCUCUCUCUCUCUCUCUCUCGUGCUCCCUCUCUCUCUCACUCCAUAGUUUGGAACCGAUGAUAAUUGAACGAUAGGAUAUGCCAACAGGUGUGACUGUAUGAGUGUAUGUGCGCGUGUGUGUAAGUGUAGUUUUUGUUGUUGUAAUACUGCGUCGUUUUCCUUCACCUCCUUGUUCAAAUGCUUCUGUCAUUCUGUUUGGCCACUGUAUAGUGUGAUAAAAGUAUAUUUGAAGAAGAAAAAAAUCCCCCCUUAAGCAGAUGAAGCUUUUACUGUUAAAAGAAAACAAAACAGUUAAAACACAACAAAGCAAACUGGGUGGUGAAAAGAGCUAAUCAAAUUUUAGUACGAUGCGUCCGGGGGUGGUAGUCCAAGAUUCCCCCUCAUCAGAUAAAUUUUCCAAUUUUAUCUUCCACGUCCUGCAAAAACAAAAAACAACACAUGCAAAAGAAAAAAAAAGAAAAGCGAAAUUGUAACAACAGUCAAUGGGGGGGGGACACAAUUGUCGUCGCAAACGGAACGGAAAUGGAUUUGAGGCAGGGACGCAAGAAGGGUGUCGAUGGGCAAUCCAAUCGCUGUUUCUAUUUUUUGUUUUGUUUUGUUUUUUUUUAUUGGUAAAAUAAGGGACAAAUUAAAAGGGAAGAAGGAACAGAGAAAUACAUACACCUUUCAUUGACACAAGGCACGACACCAGCUUCUCACAGUAGGCCCUGGAGGUGAGCUUUGAGCGUCGUAAUAUGUAGAUUGUCGUCCCCCUUCCCACACACUUUUGAUUUUUGGUGCGUCCUGCCCCGUGUGAGUGUGUAUGUAUGUAUGCGUGUGUGAAUAUAUGUGUGUGGGUGUGUGUGUGUGUGAGUGUGUGUAUGUGUAAAGGCGCAACAGUACGCGGCGGACGAGAAAAAGCGCAAACCUUUGCGGAAAGCAAAAGAAAUAUAAAGAGAAAAACAACAAACAAACAAACAAACAAACAAACAAACAAACAAACAAACAAGCAAAAUAUGAUACAAAACUGGGAAAAGCCUGAUACAGAAAAACCCCACUUUUAUGGAGAAAAAUUGAUAUAGGAAGAAGCUAAACUAAACAAACAAACAAAAAAAGCAAGUGAAGAGACAAAACAAAAGGAAACCCAAAAAACUCCUUUAACCCGCCACCGGCCGAUGAAGAAUAGAAGCGUCUCGGUGUGUAAGAAGAAAGCAGCGCAAGGAGGGCAUGCAUGUGCGUGGAGUGGUGGGUGUGUUGGGUUGGGUAUGUCUGGUGUCCGUGUGCUUAUGUGGGCGGCUUUCCGCAACCCAAACGGUCAAGGGAAAAUCGCGCAUAGAUGAUGGACAGCAGCAAAACGGAACACAGACAUACGCUCACGAACACAUCCCCGGG
Messenger RNA from Anopheles arabiensis, 11326 nucleotides. It is a transcript of the gene Pkc98E, whose product is annotated as protein kinase C. The coding region runs from base 1216 to 3534 and encodes 772 amino acids. Gene Ontology annotation, molecular function: ATP binding; diacylglycerol-dependent serine/threonine kinase activity. The transcript has 11 exons. Gene Ontology annotation, biological process: protein phosphorylation. The record is from RefSeq and is a predicted model, not a curated record. Lineage: Eukaryota; Metazoa; Arthropoda; Insecta; Diptera; Culicidae.